AGGCCUACUAACAAUGGUUAAAAAGCACUCGGUGACCGAAAUAAAUAUCUUCCAGACUUGAGGGAGACAAAAAGAAGUAAUUUUGUUUUUGAAGACAAGAAAUAAAAGAGAAAUAAUUAAAAGAACAGAGCACAACAGAAGCUGAUCUUUUGUCCGAAGCUUCUUCCUUUCUCUUUCUCCAACAUUUCUGUCUCUCUGCAAGUAAAUUAUAAACCAAAGUAAACAAAAUCAGCUUCUUCUUUUUUGUAAUAAUUGUUAUUUAUUUUCUCUCUGCAAGUAAAUUAUUCCUCUUUGCUUUAAUCUUCACGAAACAUGCCUUCUUUUGCUUUUGGAUCUCCUCAUCACCAUUUGGCGACUCCCGGAGGCGGAGACUCGCCGUACUCCGUCGAAAUUAGCAUCAACGGCGACUCCUCCGACUUGGAUUCCUUGUCUGAAGUCGAUUUAGAGAGCGGUGGUGUGACGUCUCCUGUGAAGAAGCUACAUUCUGGUGGUGGUAAGAGGAGGCCGGCGAGGAGGAGAAAGACAAAGAAGAAGAGGAAAGAAGGUAGAGAUUGCAGGAUCUGUCAUCUGCCUUUGGAGACUAACAAAGAAGAUGAAGAAGAAGAUGGUUCUGAUGAACAAGAAGAAGAAAACGAAGCAAGAGAAGGUGAACAAGAAGAGUAUUAUGGGCUGCCUUUGCAAUUGGGUUGCUCUUGUAAAGGUGAUUUGGGUGUAGCUCACAGUAAGUGUGCUGAAACUUGGUUCAAAAUUAAAGGAAACAUGACAUGUGAGAUAUGCGGCGCAAUGGCUAUAAACGUUGCUGGCGAACAGUCAAACCAAGAGAGCAACGCCUCUGCCCAUUCACAAACAACUGCAGGACAAACUCAGACAGAGGCACGAGGAACCUGGCACGGUCGCCGUGUUAUGAACUUCUUACUUGCCGUUGUGAUCUUUGCGUUCAUUGUUUCUUGGCUUUUUCAUUUCAAAAUCCUGAAGUGAAACAAAUUUCAUCUCA
Raphanus sativus (radish) is the source of this 994-nucleotide messenger RNA. RefSeq lists its product as uncharacterized. NCBI's taxonomy places the organism in Eukaryota, Viridiplantae, Streptophyta, Magnoliopsida, Brassicales, Brassicaceae. Gene Ontology annotation, molecular function: zinc ion binding. Bases 313 to 978 code for a protein of 221 amino acids. The transcript is spliced from 2 exons. The record is from RefSeq and is a predicted model, not a curated record.